AUGGAAGACCAAGAUACUCUGGACGGCCUCCGUGGUCUGUACCAGGAUCUUUCUGCUCUUUCGGUGUCUUCUUUUGUAAACAUCGACCGUCUCCGAAUUGAGCUGGAGACUCACAUUGAAGAUUUUAGGAAACUCCUCGAUCGGCCCAGGAAAAACAACCCCAGUCGCCAAAUUGUCAUCGCUGGGAAAAUCACGGUGAACAACGUCGAAUAUUCGAUCAACGAUGAAUUCAAGGAAGGGGCUCUACAGCUUGCGGAUGCUCUGGACAUCGAUGAGGUGGAAGCGGCGGUGCUCUUUUUAGGGGCUCAGGAGGACGCACAAGCGUUGGAUAGAUCCCCUGUCAUCGCUGCGAUCAUGCGGUUUCACGAGCGUCGCCAUUUCUUGCUCGAAUCCUUGCGCCUUAUCUUCCAGGAAUCCUUCGAAGUCGAGCGGGAAACGGACCAGACUCUGAUGCAGGACGCUCUGGCCCUUGUUGUCGAAAUAAAGGACGGUCCUUUGCGAAACGCUUCGCUGUUUGCUCGGAAAUGCAUGACAUCAAUGGAAGACAUCGAGAAAUGGCUUGCCUUGCUUGGUGAACAAAUCCAGAAAGCCUCGAUCGUCGGUCAAUCCGAAGACUUUGAAAUAAUGGAGGCUAUUGAGUACCAGCGCAACAGCUUACAGCAACAACACGAAUCGCUAGGAGCGAUCCUGUGCUACUUGUUCAAAGGUCCUUACACCAGUCCCGAAGAUCUCCGAAUACUCUUGAACCGCCUCAGAAAGCUGGAUCGAUUCGAUAGCGUACUGGUUCAUUACAUCCCUUCGAUCGUCUCCUCGUUCGUUCAGCAUGGGUCACCUGAAAGCUCUGGUUCACACAAGGAGGCGCGGAGUCUUCAUACGGCCGUGACAUCCACCAAGGACGGUCAAACUUGGCGGCUUCCAACCUUUCAUUCAACUGUGAUUGCACUCUGGCUUGCGGUAUACAGUGGCUGGGACUUUGACGGUCCAUCUUCUCCAAUUCCCGGUGUUGACCCUGCAAAGGAGGUCGAAGAACGCACCAAAAUGUUCAUGACCGCGCUGGAUGACGGAGGAUUAGACUCGAUGCUCGCCAUCUGCUCCGGAGUUAACAACGAAGAAUGGGCAGAUCCGGCUCGCAGUGAAUUGGUUACUUUGCUGUUGAAAGAAAGUGCAUCGUCUACGCUUGAGUCGGAUGCCUGCUCCGGGUUUUUCAAGGCCCUGUUGAUGGAAUAUUUUGAGGUUUUUGCAGAGUCAUGUAUCGCCAAUAUGCCAGAUGCAGUUCGAAUGCUCAAGUCGGAAGAGGACUCGCAACGGUUAGAUCAAAUCACCGCGCUUAGAGAUGGUCUAACAUCGAGUCUCCAUCGUGGCCUUGUCGAGGCUCGGACUCAUCUCGAGAGCUUUCUCGUGAUCAUGGCAUUUGCAUUUGAGCGCCGUCCUGAUGCUGCACAGGAAUUUUGGGCUGACCCGGACGGGAACUUGUAUGGUUUCCUCCAAUGGGCUUCGAAACGACAAACUGUCCCGCGUGUUAGUGCGUUCUGUGAACUUUUGUGUUCUAUUUCAGGGGGUGAAGAAAACGCUGCUGCAGCGCACAGAUUCCUUUCUGAGGAGGAUAAGUUUAUGUCUGCUAAAUUCAAGAGAUCUACCUCUAUGAAUUGGUCACAGAUGUUUGCCGAGCUGCAACUUUAUGCGACCAAAGUCACUGAAAAACCUUCCUCCUCGCAGUCCAUGCUACGUGCUCGGAAAUCUGAGCCCUCCGACAUGAGUGAGCCAGAAAGUCCGGUGAUGUUGACUUGUUAUCUACGGCUGAUGGGUCAUUUGUGUCGGCAAAGUGUCGCGAUCAGGGACUGGAUGCUCCUCCACCCGUCCUUUAGCAUUGUCACCACGUUGUUGACGUUAUCCAGUGGGCCGAUCCCUACUCACCUCAGAGCAACGGUCUUCGAUACUCUGUCGGCCUUGAUGACCGACCGGACAUCUUCAAAUGGAAAUGAGAUGUGGCUUUCGAUUGACCAAUGGAUCUCCAGCGGAUCAAUGAGCGCUUCUGGCCAUGGAAAGGUCCCCUUGGUCUCAAACCCUCUUGUGUGGCACGAACAACAAGCUUUCCAGAAAAUUGGUGAGAGUUUUGACCAAGCUAACGCUUUUGUGGCCCUUGUAUAUUCGCUCGUGUCUCCAACCACGGACUCGGCGGAUUACCACCUCUCGCUCCCCUUCCCAGAAUCUUUAGGCUCUUCAUACCGCAUGCCGGGCAUUGAGCCUUACAUCGAUUUCGUGCUGGGCCGAGCAUUGUCGAGAAGAAUCCCGGAUCUCAACGAACGUCAAGUCCGUAUGCUCACCUACAAUUGCUUAGACUUCGUUGUGACUUGCCUGAAAUCUUUCAACGAGAACAUUGUUACAGUCCUCAGCCAGCCCAGUAUAUCAUCCGAUAGUACACUCAAAACCUCAUCGCUGGUCAAUUACAUCCGGCUUCAUCCAUUUGCACGGGUGGCUGAAUGGCUCUUCAAUGAGGAUGUGAUCAAAUCUAUCUUUGCAGCGGCUCAUCAAGAUGUUACAGAUGUUGCUAAGUCCUCGGCUGAUUCAGUCUUGGUUCUUUCUGUCGUCCGAAGCCUCGAGGUCAUGGACCUGAUGAUGGAUCUCCAGUCGACUUACUUCAACAUUGUUCGCCCAUUGGUCAAGUCUCAGGCUGGUGGAAGCCGGACCAAUGUAGCAAACUCUGCGCUCUCCGCGUUUGAGGACAGUAUCCUUAAUUAUCUGUCGAUCAUCCCCGCUUUAUGUCUCUACUGCAGCACCGGCCACGAGCAGCUCACUGUCACUUCAAUGGCACUGCUGGAGAAACUCUCCAGCUCGAAGAAAUUGAAUAAGGCCUCGUCUCCUGAAUUGUCCAAGUGGCGAUCGUCAAACAAAAUUGUUGAGGUCUUGAGUUCAGAAGUGGAUGUUGACAGCGUAUCCCGCCCGCUUGUCUCCCAAAUGCAACCUGAAUCUAGGGAACUUGAAGUUGGAGCCCAAUCGACGGGGUACAUUAUUCGUGAGAGUCUGCUCGCACUUCUAAAUUCCUGCUUGGGGUCAAUCACAGAUCAACCAACGAUAGCGCACAUUCUUCUCGGGUUCCGCAGCGUCGGAAAUAUACUCGAUGUCUCCCCGGAGGGUCUUUUCUCUCAGCAAGCCUCAUUAUUGCAUGCCAUUAUCGAAUUUCUGCAGAACUACCCCGAUGAAGUGAAUGGGAACAUCUUACCAUGGAUGGUGCGCCUCAAGCGUAUGGGAUUUGAAGUGUUGAAGCACCUGUGGUCAUCGAAGCUCUCAUCCUACUUCACGCUUUCUGAAAUGCGUGUUAACCGCUUUCUUCUCAAUACCCUCGCAACCCAGCCCAUAAUCGGACUGCACACCCCAUGGGAUGGGCUACCUAUCUUGGCCGAAGAAUUCUGGGUUUCCAAAUCAACCACUGCCCUCGCAGAGUUCUUGCUCUACAGAAGCUACCUGUACAACUACGCUGCAACGGAGAUCCGCUCGGCCACCAAGCUUGGUUCACCGACUCUGCAAAGCGACAUCCUCGCAACAUUGUUUGGAAAUGCAGUUUCAGAGAAGGGCGAGGGUAUCGUGACACCCACUGUCUUCGAUCUCUUCGACUUCGCGGACCUGGACAUUAGAAAUCCACUGCCCCCGCCUGAGUUGGUGCUUCUUCGAGAUAUCGGCGUGGAGGCAUGUGCCAAGGCACAGGCUGGUGAUUCAUUCGUUAUUUACAACAUGGCCGAGCUGGAAGAGCUUAUUCAAGUCCGAAAGGAAGAGCUGCAUUCAACGGUGCAUCUGCGAACUCCAGAUGAAGAGCAAUUUCUGGCCGAGGCUGAAAAUUUGACCCUGUUUGUUUUGUCACUCAAUCAGUCCCGGCAGAUCAGCCACAACCGCUACCUGGCUCUUCAAUCUUGGACGGAGCUCAUAACGACAAUUCUCACAUGCUCUGAGAUCGAAGGUGGGCGAAAAUCGACUUUUAUCUUGCAUUCGAUCCAAUUGAUUCUUCCCAAACUUGACGCGGCUGUGGAAGAAGACUCUCCGGAGGCCAUUGAAUUGGCGCGCCUUGCGGAAACCCUGGUUAGUAACCUGGAUUCGUCCGAGACAAGUGGAACUCCUAUCCGACGAAGCGGCGAUGUCAUCGAUGAAAAGCUCCAUCAGUUGUUCCAGAUUUGCGUUCGGGGCGUUAUUCUGGCUGCCAGCAACAUUCACCUCCGAGAGACCUUCUACAAUAUCUGCUCGCACUACAUCUCCCGCGUGAUUUCUCCUGAAACAUCAUACGGAGACACAAAGCAGCAUAGCUAUCAGGUCAUCCGGACAGCGGGUCCGACUUUGAUUGAAGCUGUAUGUGACGAUGCGUACACUGGCCAAGAAACAUGCCGUGUGUCGGCUCUUCUGUUCUUGAAUCUCUUGGCAGCCCUGGAUAAACGGGAAGAAUCUACGUUGGCAGAGUCUAUGUCUCAGUCGAACUAUUUGAGUCUGUUUUUGGAUGCCAUCCGAACACUUCCGGUUGAGCUUAAGAAUGCGCAAGCUAGUGAUACGCCUUUGCUCUUGUCGUACUAUGAGUCUUUGUUGUCUCUCCUUCAACAACUUUGCCAAACUAGGAACGGCGCCAUUCAAGUUCUUGGGACUGGUCUUUUCCAGGCAGUUCGCGAUUCGCAGCUGUUCGCGGCUGAUCCUGAUCUUGGUAUUGAUAUCGAUAACCCCGAUGCCCUCCGGAAAUACUAUGAUCUUCUUUACUCCGUGCUCCGCGUCAUUGUUUCCGCCGUGUUCUCCCGAGGCCUUCACAACGAGCAGAUGAUGGAGCAAACGCGCGCCUUCCUUGCCGAGAACAGGCAAAGUAUGGUCGGAAUCUUCAAGCGUGUUGCCAAAAUCGGAGGUGGGGGCGCUUCAGAUCAUCACAGCGCUCUCGGUGACCUGGCCAAGUCGUAUAUGGCUCUCAUUACCGCUACGGAUUUCUUAGAGCAUACGAGACCCGCCACCGAGCAGAGGAGCGGCAAGCGCAAGUCGACCGGUAAAAGGAAGCUAUCUGAUCAGGAGGAGGCUGCGCGGAAUCCUCCAAACCAGCAAGCGACUAUCUCGGAGCUCCUGUCGAGGAAUCACACCACCUACGAUCAAGAGCAUCAUCAUCACAGGCAGUCUUCCCCGACGACCAAGCGUCCGCGGUUAUCGUCUCCCCCCUCGACCCUACAAUCUGCAUCGAAUCCUCAAACCCCAUCCUCAUCCGACAAAAUGUACAACUUCGCGAACCAAGAUUCCAGAGCUAGCGGGCCGUUCGGGCAGGCUACGUCCGGGUCGCAUCCCCUCGGCGGACCGGCCAAAUCUCGGCCCUUCAACACAGCAUCGCGUCAAAGCAAUUUUACACCGCAUACGGGCGCAAAGAAGCUGGUUGUAAAGAAUCUUCGGACAGGCUCGCGAUUCAACCAAGAUUCCUACUUUGAGAAGGUCUGGAGUCAACUUGAUGCGGCCUUGGCGGCGAUUUUCAAAGGUGGAAAGCCUGAGGUCUCGCUGGAGGAGCUUUACAAAGGGGCAGAAAAUGUGUGCCGUCAAGGGCGAGCUGCUCAAUUAGCCAAGCAGCUGCAAGACCGAUGUCGGGGUCAUGUGUCCGGAAAGCUCCGCGAUACCCUGGUGGCCAGAGCAGAGAGUGGCGACAACAUUGAUGCAUUGCGGGCGGUAGUCGAGUCGUGGGCAACAUGGCAAUCAAAGCUGGUUACCGUUCGAUGGAUCUUCUACUACCUCGACCAAUCGUUCCUCCUUCAUUCCAAAGAAUAUCCCGUUAUCCGUGAGAUGGGUCUCGUCCAGUUCCGAAACCACAUAUAUUCCGAUCCAGUGCUGAAAGCGAAGAUUUCGCAAGGCGCCUGUGAUCUAAUCAGAGCCGACCGCGAUGAGGACCCGAGCAUCAUGGCAGAUUCAUCGUUACUUCGCAAGGCGAUCGAAUUGUUCCACGGUCUCGAUGUAUACGCGGAUGGUUUCGAGCCCCUCCUCAUUUCCGAAUCGAAGAAAUAUUUCGCAUCAUGGGCCCAACGCGAAGCAUCGGGAUAUCUCGCCACAUUCGCCGCGAAUAGCCAUAAUCUGAUUGAACGAGAAGUCAACCGGUGUGAGCUAUUUUCGCUCAACCGAAGCACGAAGCAAAAAUUGUCCGAACUUCUGGAUCACACGCUAGUGUUGGAUCAACAAUCAGUUCUCCUUAAUCAGGCCGACAUCCUCGGCUUGCUACGGACGGGAAAUAAGAUUGCUUUGGAGAAACUCUAUGCCCUUCUUGAACGGAAGAGUCUCGGCUCGAAAUUGAGGCCAGCGUUCAGCAGUUUCAUCGUUGAAGAGGGCGCUUUGAUUGUUUUCGAUGAAGAGAAAGAUGCCGAGAUGGUUGCCCGGCUGCUCGAAUUCAAGCAGCAGCUCGAUGAGACUUGGAUUCACUCAUUCCAUCGAAACGAGGAACUGGGCCAUGCUCUCCGCGAAGCUUUCGAGACAUUCAUGAACAAGGGAAGAAAGUCGCAGGCAACCGGCGGGACCGACAAUCCUAAGACCGGCGAGAUGAUCGCUAAAUACGUAGACAGACUACUGAAGGGCGGGUGGAAACUGGCUCCCGGGAGAAAGGCCGACGACAUGCCUCUUGCGGACGAAGACGCCGAGAUCGAUCGACAGCUGGACCAAGUGCUCAAUCUCUUUCGCUUCGUACAUGGCAAAGCAGUCUUUGAGGCUUUCUACAAAAAUGACCUCGCCCGUCGCCUGCUCAUGGGUCGGAGCGCUAGCGACGAUGCCGAAAAGAGCAUGCUGGCACGACUUAAGACAGAAUGCGGAUCCAGCUUCACUCAUAAUUUGGAGUCCAUGUUCAAAGACAUGGAUGUAGCGCGCGAUGAGAUGGGGGCGUACAGUUCUAUUCAGCGCGAACGUAAAAACCGACUGCCAGUUGACCUCAGCGUCAGCGUGCUAUCGGCAGCUGCGUGGCCUACGUACCCGGAUGUUCAGGUGCGAAUACCGCCUGAGAUCGCCACGGCCACCAGCGAUUUCGAGAAGUUUUACCAUGGCAAAUACAACGGGCGCAAGCUUCACUGGAAGCAUCAAUUGGCACACUGUCAGCUGCGGGCCAGGUUUCCGAAAGGCGACAAGGAAUUGGUUGUCAGCUCGUUCCAAGCGAUUGUGCUGCUGCUGUUCAAUGAUCUUCCCGAAGGUGGAACGAUCACCUACUCCCAAAUCCAAGAAGCAACCAAACUUUCUGACCAAGAACUCAAGCGAACACUCCAAUCGCUGGCAUGCGCCAAAUACCGAGUCCUCAGCAAGAAGCCGAAAGGCCGGGACGUCAACACCACGGACGAAUUUUCGUACAAUGCCGGGUUUACCGACCCGAAGAUGCGGAUCAAGAUCAAUCAGAUUCAGCUGAAAGAGACGAAGGAGGAGAACAAGACAACGCACGAGCGCGUGGCUGCCGACCGGCACUACGAGACGCAGGCCGCGAUCGUGCGGAUCAUGAAGAGUCGCAAGACCAUCACGCACGCCGAACUGGUGGCCGAGGUGAUCAAGGCUACCCGAAGCCGUGGCGUGCUAGAGCCUGCAGACAUCAAGAGGAAUAUCGAGAAACUGAUCGAAAAAGACUACAUGGAGCGGGAAGAAGGGAAUCGGUAUCAAUAUGUGGCAUAA
Aspergillus steynii IBT 23096 is the source of this 7626-nucleotide messenger RNA. Its product is annotated as cullin-4B. Gene Ontology annotation, molecular function: ubiquitin protein ligase binding. Gene Ontology annotation, biological process: protein ubiquitination; DNA damage response; ubiquitin-dependent protein catabolic process. Lineage: Eukaryota; Fungi; Ascomycota; Eurotiomycetes; Eurotiales; Aspergillaceae. Bases 1 to 7626 code for a protein of 2541 amino acids. The transcript has 9 exons. Gene Ontology annotation, cellular component: Cul4-RING E3 ubiquitin ligase complex; nuclear pore. The record is from RefSeq and is a predicted model, not a curated record.